Molecule: messenger RNA, 165 nt
Organism: Racocetra fulgida
Lineage: Eukaryota; Fungi; Glomeromycota; Glomeromycetes; Diversisporales; Gigasporaceae
Source: the annotation of a GenBank genome assembly
AUUAUUACAAAGAUGGAAUUAAAUCAAAUGUUAAAUCUUUAUUGCAACAUUUAGAAAAAGAAGAAUUACAAGAAGAGAAUGAUGAAGUAGAUAAUGUAGAGGAAAUAAAUAAAUAUGUAUUAAUAGAAAUAACUAUAAGAAAAGAGUUAAAAAUGUAUAUAAUUA